AUGUCGCUGCCCAAGCGAAUCAUCAAGGAAACCGAGCGCCUGGUCAACGAGCCUGUGCAAGGCAUCAGCGCGACACCUCACGACGACAAUCUCCGGUACUUUGAUGUCACCAUCGACGGCCCCAGCCAAUCUCCUUAUGAGGGUAUUCUCGUAGGAGGCGUAUUCAAGCUCGAACUGUUCCUCCCUGAUGACUACCCCAUGACGCCGCCCAAGGUUCGCUUCCUCACCAAGAUCUACCACCCCAACAUCGACCGUCUAGGGCGCAUCUGCCUCGACGUCCUCAAGAGCAACUGGUCGCCCGCGCUCCAGAUCCGCACCAUCCUCCUCUCGAUCCAGGCUCUCUUGGGCGCGCCCAACCCUGACGACCCUCUCGCGAACGACGUUGCGCAGGCAUGGAAGGAGAACCAGGCACAAGCCAUCCAGACCGCCCAGGAAUGGACCCAGCAGUAUGCGAAGCCAUGA
Molecule: messenger RNA, 462 nt
Organism: Alternaria ethzedia
Lineage: Eukaryota; Fungi; Ascomycota; Dothideomycetes; Pleosporales; Pleosporaceae
Gene: UBC13
Product: Ubiquitin-conjugating enzyme 13
Exons: 4
Coding region: 1-462 (153 amino acids)
Biological process (GO): protein K63-linked ubiquitination; DNA damage tolerance
Cellular component (GO): nucleus
Molecular function (GO): ubiquitin conjugating enzyme activity
Source: RefSeq, a predicted model, not a curated record